Messenger RNA from Danio rerio (zebrafish), 2832 nucleotides. It is a transcript of the gene pbx4, whose product is annotated as pre-B-cell leukemia transcription factor 4. The record is from RefSeq and is marked provisional. Gene Ontology annotation, biological process: regulation of DNA-templated transcription. Gene Ontology annotation, cellular component: transcription regulator complex; nucleus. Gene Ontology annotation, molecular function: sequence-specific DNA binding; DNA binding; DNA-binding transcription factor activity. Lineage: Eukaryota; Metazoa; Chordata; Actinopteri; Cypriniformes; Danionidae.
GGGGCAAGUCUUUCUACGACAGCACCGCGGCUUGGGAACAAACCAACUGUGUCGGGUCGGCUGGCAUGGAGCUGAGCGUUUCCAUUCUGAGUCGUUUCGAGCCGUCCGCCUAGAGCCGGGGCAUUUCGCGCAAGGCCGGGGGCAGUUUUGCUGUUGGUCCCGGGGGUUUGUGGAGCCCGAGUGAAUCUGUUGCUAGCAGCGCUCGAAUGCUAGUUAGCCCCGCUGCUAAGCAGCUAGCCAACACUGCGAGUCAAUUGUGUCGGAGAUCUCGGAAAUACGUUUAAAAGCGGUCACGUUCACCCGCCGCUCUCGCGAUUCGUUUUGCUCGUUGAGUUUCGUCUUUUUCCCCAGCGGGAGGACGCUAAUAAGCGGUCGCGCGAGUUUCUAUUUCGAUUUAUUUCCAGCUAAGACUUUUUUUCUUCUCUCUAUUAGCUUGUUAGCCGCUCUGGUUGGUUUAGUCCAGCUUGUUAGUAGUGUCUGAGAUUUCUACUGUAAUAGCUGUCAGCGACAACAGCCCCUUGACGAAAAGCCAGUUUAUGUGGACAUGAAUGAUCGUGUUUGGUUGUUUCGAGUGGCGAUAGUUUGAGAUGCCGCGCAUGGGAUACUUCAUGUUUCCAGGGACGCUCUUAUUUUCUUGUUAGUCUGCUUUAUGGGAGUGCUAGUGUGCAGCCUUUUGCUGUAGACAACACUGGUUUUUAGCAGGAACCGCACGCGGUGUUUCACCAUCGGUCGCGCGUCGUUUGGAUGUGGUUCAGCCUCACAUUUCAGUCGCACUCUCGUUGUUUGUUUUCUUUUUUUAUCUAGUGGCUCGUUCAGCUCCGCGUUUGUAUCCGCGCUGUCGGUGGUACAUGCUCACUGAGACAGCCCGCUGAAACACGCUUUCAUUGGUUUGCGGCGGGGAAACGGAGAGAUUCGGCUCAAAAGUAUUAUGGAUGAUCAGACCCGAAUGCUGGCUAGCAUGGGCGGACUCGGCGGACUCUCGCAAGCCGACGUGGGUGACCCCGAUUCGGUUCGGAAGCAGCAGUCGCUCGGUCAACCGCAGCAAGACAUAGGAGAUAUCCUCCAGCAGAUCAUGGCCAUCACCGACGAGAGCCUCGACGAAGCCCAGGCGAGAAAACACGCACUGAACUGCCACAGGUUGAAGCCAGCUCUCUUCAGUGUUUUAUGCGAGAUCAAAGAAAAAACUGUGCUGAGCAUCAGAGGCGUGCAGGAGGAGGAUCCUCCAGAUCCACAGAUCAUGCGUUUGGAUAACAUGCUGCUGGCUGAGGGCGUCUCUGGGCCAGAGAAGGGUGGAGGAUCUGCGGCGGCAGCAGCAGCUGCAGCGGCAGCUGGAGGAUCACCUAAUGAUGGCAGCAUCGAACACUCCGACUACAGAGCCAAACUCGCACAGAUCCGCCAGAUCUACCACUCCGAGCUGGAGAAAUACGAACAGGCCUGCAGUGAGUUCACCAAUCACGUGAUGAACCUGCUGAGGGAACAGUCCCGCACACGGCCCAUCUCACCCAAAGAGAUCGAGCGCAUGGUGGCCAUCAUCCACCGCAAGUUCAGCUCCAUCCAGAUGCAGCUCAAGCAGAGCACCUGCGAGGCCGUCAUGAUCCUGCGCUCCCGUUUCCUCGACGCCAGACGUAAGAGACGCAACUUCAAUAAGCAGGCCACAGAGGUGCUGAACGAGUACUUCUACUCUCACCUCUCCAACCCGUACCCCAGUGAGGAAGCCAAGGAAGAGCUGGCCAAGAAGUGUGGGAUCACUGUCUCUCAGGUCUCGAAUUGGUUUGGCAACAAGAGAAUUCGGUACAAGAAGAACAUUGGUAAGUUCCAGGAGGAAGCAAACCUGUACGCCGUUAAAACAGCCGUGGACGCCGCCAAUGUGUCGGCACAGGCCAGCCAGGCAAACUCUCCAGCAACACCCAACUCAGGUGGAUAUCCUGCACCGUGCUACACACCUGACGGCAGGCUAUGAAGAUCUGUCAGCAAGUCCUCUUUACACCCCACACCGUCUAGACGCUAAUAACAGCUGGCAAGACAACACCAACCCUUCCUCCAUCACCUCUCCACCAGGAGCACCCGGCAGCAUCCACUCCGACACCUCCAGCUAAUCUCACACACACACAAUGGUCUUCCUCCGUCCUUGUCCACCUCUACACACACACACACACACACACACUCGUCUCGUUCUUUGAGGACGAGUCUGAAAACAUGACUCGUCUCCUGGAUCAAACCCCUCUACGAUGGCGAUUACGCAACUACUCCCUCCUCGCUUGUACCAAAGUGCUGUCAACGGUUGUUUCACUUUUCCGCACGUCGAAGAGCAACCUCAGACAACUGACCGCCCAUCCAGUCUGCUUUUCACUAUGAUUUCCGCUACGUUGCGUUAAGCACAAAUCCUGUCACUAAACACUGAGCUGGUGUUCGGGUGGAGAGGAGUUAAAGGUACGCUGGACCUAUGAACACUUUGAUUUCCAGUUCAGCUGAACGCAAUGAGCGACCGCUCUCCGUUUUUAGUUUUCGCCACAGUAUUCGUUUCCCUCGCCCGCAGCACGAAGAUGCACCAGCCACCAAAUAAAAAGACUUGAUAAGAACUAGACCUCGCGUUGGUAAAACGGGGUCUGUCAGAUGGACGGAUAAGCUGGAGUAUUGGUUUGGAUCGGGGAUCAGGGGGUGGGUGUUUAGAAAUAUUUUUAAAGGGAAAGAUGAUUAAAAAAAAAGCGAUAUUCCACUGUCUUCCAUGCAUGUAGGGUGUGUUGAGAUGUUUUAGUGAUUCCAUUUAGCCUAACGUUACGUUUUUCUUUUAGUUUUUUCCUUUCGUUUUUUUAAUAAACAAAAAAAAAAAAA